Molecule: messenger RNA, 918 nt
Organism: Aspergillus viridinutans
Lineage: Eukaryota; Fungi; Ascomycota; Eurotiomycetes; Eurotiales; Aspergillaceae
Product: SDR family NAD(P)-dependent oxidoreductase
Exons: 2
Coding region: 1-918 (305 amino acids)
Cellular component (GO): intracellular anatomical structure
Molecular function (GO): oxidoreductase activity, acting on NAD(P)H, oxygen as acceptor
Source: RefSeq, a predicted model, not a curated record
AUGGCCGCCAUCUUCCAAUCCCAGAAAUCUGCUCUCAUUACCGGCGCAGCAUCCGGCGUCGGCUUCGCCAUUGCCAGAGUAUGCCGUUCCAAAGGCAUGCACCUGGCGCUGCUCGAUAUCGACACUGCCAAUCUGGAAAAAGCGAAAAACGAGUUAUCUGCUCUCGACUCCUCGCUGAAAACAGAGAUCUACACCAUUGACGUUGGUAACCGGGACGCCUGGAAGGACGUCACAAAGCAGAUCCACUCGACGUUCAACGACCUCGAUCUUGUCGUUCUCAAUGCAGGCAAAUCAUACAAAGCGCAGAGUGAGCUGGCAGGACGACUGAAACCAUGGGCUGACGCCGAUUACUGGAAGAAGACAUUCGACACAAACGUCUUCGGUCCUUUGAACGGACUGGAAACUCUCCUUCCGCUGCUGACCAGCUCAUCGCCAACUCCAAAAUCGAUCGUCAUCACCGGCUCCAAGCAGGGCAUCACUAACCCUCCUGGAUCCGCUAACCCGGCGUAUAACGCCUCCAAGGCGGCCAUCAAGAUUCUGACCGAGCAUCUGGCGCAUGAUCUGCGGUCCGAUCCAGCUACGGCUCAUAUUUCGGUGCACCUGCUAAUUCCCGGCUGGACCUGGACUGGUCUUAUGGGGAAUGUCGGGCCUACGGACGAGAGUAACGUCAAGAAGAUGGAGGGGGCGUGGUUUCCUAGUCAGGUUGCGGAGGAGUUGGUCAAGGGAAUGGAGAAGGGGUCGUUCUACAUCGUCUGUCCUGAUAAUGAGACGGAUAGAGCUCUGGACCAGGCGAGGAUGCAGUGGGCGAGUGACGAUGUGGUUGAGGAUCGGCCUGCGUUGUCACGAUGGGAGGACAAGUGGAAGGGGAGAGCGGAGGAGUGGAUUCAGAGUGAGGCUAAGAGGAGAAGAGAUGCUUGA